AUGCCGGGGAACGAGGAAGUUCUGUCACUCGAUCUAGAGGACAAUGACUUUCUGUAUCCAAUUCGAAAAGGAUCUCGGAUUUAUGGCUUCCUCAUUCUCUCAGAUCUGAAAAACGCCCCAAGGUGGAAUGAAGCUUGGACAACUCUUACCGUUCGGAUGGGCCCAGAGGGUGUAAUUGAAACCAUCGUUGACGAAUUUGUGCCACACUCCUUCGACACCACGGUUAUUGGUGGCCAAGAUGCAACAUUCGUUAAUAUCCUAGAGCUCAUACCUUGCUCUCAGAUUAGCGAUCGUGUCUCCCGAGUGGUGCUGGAUGAUAAAUCAUGCGUUUUGAAAAUCGUCCGGUUUCAAUCUGAGGUUCCAGCCUUACAACAGGAAGUUGUAACGUACGCAAUUUUGGCAUCCCGUAGCUUUUCCCUAGCCCCUCAAGCGCUUGGAUACGUUUAUGAAGAAACGAGGGAUCGAACAGUGGGUUUCUUGAUGGAGGACGUCUUGGGAAGAACGCCCGGCGAAGAAGAUCUUGAUGAAUGCCGGAAACCAUUCGACUUCUCUAUGAAUGCGGGGUCCUUCAGGGUGACCUCAACAGUCGCGACUGUCAAGGAAGUCGUGGGCUCGAAGGCAUCAAAUAGCGACAAGCCCGGUGGAGAAGUUCCAGGAUAA
This is a messenger RNA of Penicillium daleae, 660 nucleotides long. RefSeq lists its product as uncharacterized. NCBI's taxonomy places the organism in Eukaryota, Fungi, Ascomycota, Eurotiomycetes, Eurotiales, Aspergillaceae. The transcript has 3 exons. The record is from RefSeq and is a predicted model, not a curated record. The coding region runs from base 1 to 660 and encodes 219 amino acids.